AUGAGCGGAGCCAAAGCCCGCAGCGACGCGCCUGUUGCUGAAAAUGUCUCCGGCGGCGGCGGCGGCGGCGGCGGCCACGGCACCGUGGCUCCUCCGCGGGACCGCAAGUCCGGCGGAGGCGUUCUGAAGAGGCUCAAGUCCCGGAGGAGCCAGGUGGACAGCAGGCCCGUGACGGAGGACGACCUGCGGAAACAGAGCGGACACAUCACGCCGGAGGAUGUGCUCGGACUGAGAGUAGCUACGCGAGGCUACCUCUGUAAACCUGAGGACAAUAUUUAUAACAUCGACUUUGUACGCUUCAAGAUCAGAGACCUGGAGACUGACACUGUCCUAUUUGAGAUUGCCAAACCACCACAUACAGAUGAUGAUGAGGAGAACAGAGAGGCAGAUGCCAGCGCAGGCCGAUUUGUACGCUACCAGUUCACUCCAGCCUUCCUGCGGCUGAGGACUGUGGGAGCUACGGUGGAAUUCACGGUUGGGAAUCGGCCUCUAAACAACUUCCGCAUGAUUGAGAGGCACUACUUCCACGAUCACCUGCUGAAGAGCUUUGACUUUGACUUUGGCUUCUGUAUCCCAAACAGCCGAAAUACCUGUGAACAUAUCUAUGAGUUCCCUCAGUUGUCUGAAAGCCUUGUCCGUCAGAUGGUGGAGUGUCCUUAUGAGACCCGGUCAGACAGCUUCUACUUCGUGGAGAACAGACUGGUCAUGCACAACAAGGCAGACUAUGCUUAUAACGGAGGACAGUGAUAUCUACUUGCUCACAUACAAACACACACACACACACAAUCGCUCAUUUAUUGCUAUACAUAUACACCCAUUCACGCACACUGCUCAGCAUACAUGCAGCUCAAACACUCGUACAUGCAUAAACAGCGAGUUGUUUGUAAGGUUGAAUUGCCAUUAAUUGUAAUCAUUUUCAUGGGAUGUAUUUUAUAUUGCUGGAGGUUAAUAUCCGUCUCUGACAUACAAAUAGGAAGCAGCUGUGAGAAAGAGGCUCAAAAUUGGUUAUUUUAUCUGUUUUUAGUGAUUGACAGAUCUCUUUAAUACCAAAAGAGGGCUCAUAGCUAGUGGCCAUGUAACACGUGUCUCAAGCAGACCAAAUGGCUGCUAGAUAGAUGGUUAGUCUCCUCUUUGCAAAGUGUCCUACCACCCAUUCAGCACACACACACAUUUGCACACAGACACACACGCUCAAUCCCCAAGUGACACACAUAGUGUUUACGCAGUGUUUGUCAGAAGCAGCUGUUCUCAGAGCUACCGCCUCCACAAUCCACUCCAGACAAUAUCGGGGGAGAAAGAGAGAAUCCAUCUACAAAAACACUCCUGUCAAACACACAUGGUCACUCCUGCAGCCCCCUCCCCACCUC
Messenger RNA from Stegastes partitus (bicolor damselfish), 1367 nucleotides. Its product is annotated as protein unc-119 homolog B-like. Gene Ontology annotation, cellular component: cilium. The transcript is spliced from 5 exons. The record is from RefSeq and is a predicted model, not a curated record. Gene Ontology annotation, biological process: lipoprotein transport; nervous system development; cilium assembly. Gene Ontology annotation, molecular function: lipid binding. NCBI's taxonomy places the organism in Eukaryota, Metazoa, Chordata, Actinopteri, Pomacentridae. Bases 1 to 747 code for a protein of 248 amino acids.